This is a messenger RNA of Chaetomium fimeti, 1911 nucleotides long. Its product is annotated as high-affinity glucose transporter RGT2. The record is from RefSeq and is a predicted model, not a curated record. The coding region runs from base 1 to 1620 and encodes 539 amino acids. Gene Ontology annotation, molecular function: carbohydrate:proton symporter activity. Gene Ontology annotation, cellular component: membrane. Gene Ontology annotation, biological process: transmembrane transport; carbohydrate transport. NCBI's taxonomy places the organism in Eukaryota, Fungi, Ascomycota, Sordariomycetes, Sordariales, Chaetomiaceae. The transcript has 4 exons.
AUGGCCGUGCUCAAGAGCCUGGCCCUAGCCAGGCCCGAGAACGUGGCAGGCAAGACAUGGCCUGCCAUCGCCGUGGGUCUCUUUGUGGCCUUUGGCGGUGUUCUCUUCGGAUAUGACACCGGCACCAUCAGCGGGGUGCUGGCUAUGCCCUACUGGCAGCGGCUUUUCAGUACGGGCCACAUUGAUGCCCAAGGAAACCCCAAUGUCACUGCCUCCCAGGAGUCCGCCAUUGUCUCCAUCCUCUCGGCCGGCACCUUCUUCGGUGCCCUUUGCUCCCCUUUCCUGGCCGACUAUCUUGGUCGUCGUCUGGGCUUGAUGGUCUCCACGUGGGUGUUCAAUCUGGGCGUCGUCCUGCACACGGUUGCAACGGCCAUCCCGAUGUUCCUAGCGGGCCGCUUCUUUGCUGGUUUCGGUGUCGGCUUGAUAUCUGCACAGAUCCCGCUAUACCAAUCCGAAACCGCUCCCAAAUGGAUCCGCGGCCUCAUCGUCGGCACCUAUCAAUGGGCCAUCACCAUCGGCCUGCUCCUCGCGGCCCUUGUCAACAACGCUACUGGGCAACGGGACGAUACCGGGUCAUACCGUAUCCCCAUUGGUAUUCAGUUGGCAUGGUCACUUAUCUUGUUCUUUGGCAUGAUGGUCCUUCCCGAAACGCCUCGGUUCUUGAUCAAGAAAGACAAGGCGGAAAAGGCGGCUCUUUCGCUUAGCCGGCUUCGACGCCUCCCAGUCGGCCAUGAAGCCAUUGCAGCCGAGUUGGCAGAAGUCCAAGCCACGCAUGAAUAUGAGAUGACCAUGGGACAAGGUUCCUAUCUCGAUUGCUUCAGACCACCGAUGCUGAAGAGACAGCUCACGGGCAUGGGAGUACAAGCGCUCCAGCAGCUCUCAGGUAUCAACUUCAUCUUCUACUACGGGACCAAGUACUUCCAAAACUCGGGCGUCUCCAGCGGCUUUACCGUCUCCAUGAUCACAUCAGCCAUCAACGUAGCCUCCACCAUCCCCGGCCUAUACGCCGUCGACAAAUGGGGCCGCCGCCCGCUCCUCCUCUUCGGCGCCAUCGGCAUGUGCGUCUCCCAGCUGAUCGUCGCCGUCUGCGGCACCGUGUCCACGGGCCAGCACGCCAACGGCGAGAUCUUCGUGACCAGCCUCGCCGGGCAGCAGGCCGCCGUGGCAUUCGUCUGCAUCUACAUCUUCUUCUUCGCCUCCACCUGGGGCCCGCUCGCCUGGGUCGUCACGGGCGAGAUCUACCCGCUCAAGACGCGCGCCAAGUCCCUCAGCAUCACCACCGCCACCAACUGGCUGCUGAACUGGGCCAUUGCCUACGCGACGCCCUACCUGGUCAACUACGGAGACGGGUACGCUAAUCUGCAGUCCAAGAUCUUCUUUGUGUGGUUCGGCGCCUGCUUUCUCUGCAUCCUGUUCGUCUGGCUCAUGAUCUACGAGACCAAGGGCCUCAGUCUGGAGCAGGUCGAUCAGCUGUACGAUGAGGUCAGCGAUGCGCGGAAGUCGGCGCAAUGGAAGCCUACGCUUGCUUGGGAGCAUGGGAAGAAGGGAAACUUGGCGUCUGAGCACGAAGAAGCCGUGGUUCAAGACGGUUCCUUGCCCGUGGAGGAAAAGGUGAACUGAGACGGUUGUGCCUGGAGCCGCGACGGAGCCGUUGGCCACUUCGCCGUUCCCUUUCAGGGGUUGGGCUUAGUCGGGGGUUGCCGAGGCCGCUGCAAGGCUCAGUCCGUUACGGUGGGUGGGCAUUGGUAGCAGAUGGGGGUAUCUGGACUGGCAAAUUGGUUUGGUGAGAAACCGAAUUGCGGUUGGUAGCUGUCCCCUUUUGUAUCGUUGUCGUGGUUGGGGUUCUGACCCUGGGGUGGAGGGUUGUCCGCUCUUAUUCUAGACAUUUAUUUCCAUAAAUAUAGAAGAAGC